CAGUUUCGGUCACACGAAACGCUGCGAAAGAGGUGUAAAGCAAAAACGAAGAGAACGCAGCGCAGCCGAAAAAAAAUUUGAAGCAGCACUGCACGCGUUAUAUUUCUAUUUUCAAAAGUUUAUAGCAACAUUUAAAGUGAUUUGCCAGUCGAAAUUAAAGGAUAAAAGUGCCGGGCAGCCGAACCUCCGCAGAAGCAAGCGAAAAGACUGAUUACAAAGUAGUGGAAGCAUCCAGGACUAGGACCAGGAAUUGUUAUAAGGAGAGAAACUCGAGAGAAUCAACUCAUCUGCAACGAAAUCGAGAACUGCAACUGUCACUGUCACAAAAAAGAAGGAGCGGGAAACGGGAAGCACAGCAAACUGCAUUCGGCUAGGACAAGCCGUGCGUGAGAGUGCUGGAGGAGGAGCAGUCGGGAAGGACAUCAGGAUAACAGGAUAACAGGAUAACCCAAGCCACCAUCAGGAGCAGCCGCAGCAUGGAAGAUCUAUUGGUGGAAGUCCGGCUCGAAAAUGGCGCCUACUACAAGGGCCAUGUGACAGCUGUCGCCGAUGAUGGCAUCUUUGUGGAUGUGGAUGGCGUGACCGAAGUGAGGAAGUAUCCGUUUGUGAGCGUCCGCCUGCCGCCAGAGGAGACCGUCGAGGUGGCGGCGCCCACCUUUGAAGAGGGCAUGGAGGUGGAGGUGUUUACGCGCACAAAUGAGCGCGAGAACUGCGGCUGGUGGGUGGCCGUCAUCAAAAUGCUCAAAGCGGACAUCUGUGCGGUGGCCUACAUUGGUUUCGAGACGCCCUACACCGAGAUCUGCGAACUGGGUCGACUGCGCGCCAAAAACUCAAAUCCGCCAAUCACAGCCAAGUCGUUCUACCAGUUCACGCUGCCCGUUCCCGAAGAGCUGCGUGAAGAAGCCCAGAAGGAUGGCAUACACAAGGAGUUUCAGCGCACAAUCGAUGCCGGCGUCUGCAACUACAACCGCGACCUCACCGCCCUCAUUGUCCUUUCGAAAUGGGAGCACACUCAGAAGCGCGCCAGCAUGCUCAAGGAUAUGCAUUUUCGUAAUCUCUCACAGAAGGUUAUGCUCUUGAAAAGGACUGAAGAAGCUGCCCGUCAGCUCGAAACGACUAAACUGAUGAGCCGAGGGAAUUACGUUGAGGAAUUCCGAGUGCGCGACGAUCUCAUGGGGCUGGCCAUUGGCUCGCAUGGCUCGAAUAUACAGGCGGCACGCACGCUGGUCGGCGUCACCAAUAUCGAGCUGGAGGAGAAGUCCUGCACAUUCAAGAUCAGUGGCGAGACCGAGGAGUCAGUGCAGCGCGCGCGCGCCAUGCUCGAGUAUGCCGAGGAGUUCUUUCAGGUGCCCAGGGAGCUGGUGGGCAAGGUAAUCGGCAAGAAUGGCCGCAUCAUACAGGAGAUUGUGGACAAGAGCGGCGUGUUUCGAAUCAAGGUGAGUGCUAUCGCUGGCGAUGACGAGCAGGAUCAGAACAUCCCACGUGCGCCGGCGCAUGUACCCUUUGUGUUCAUUGGCACCGUGGAGAGCAUUGCGAAUGCCAAAGUGCUGCUGGAGUAUCAUCUGUCGCAUCUGAAGGAAGUGGAACAGCUGCGCCAGGAGAAAAUGGAGAUCGAUCAGCAGCUGCGAGCCAUACAGGAAUCCUCGAUGGGCUCCACAACAAGCUUCCCCGUCUCAAGGCGCUCAGAGCGCGGCUACAGUAGCGACAUUGAGUCGGUGCGCUCUAUGCGCGGUGGUGGCGGCGGCCAGCGCGGUCGUGGUCGUGGGCGCGGUGGCGGCGGACCUGGUGGCAACGGCGGCCUCAACCAGCGUUAUCACAACAAUCGACGCGACGAGGACGACUACAACUCCCGCGGUGACCAUCAGCGCGACCAGCGAGGCUACAACAACGAUCGUGGUGGCAGCGCCGGUGACGGCACUGGCAACUACCGUGGCGCCGGCAACAACCGUCGCGGUGGCAUCAAUCGCCGGCCGCCACGCAACGAGCAGCAGAACGGCAGAGACUAUCAGCACCACAAUCACACCGAGGAGGUGCGAGAGACGCGCGAAGUGAGCAGUGUGGAGAGGGCAGACAGCAACUCGUCGUACGAGGGCAGCUCGAGAAGGCGCAGAAAGCAGAAGAGCAACAACGGGCCCAGCAACACAAACGGUGCGGUGGCCAACAACAGCAUCAAACCACAACAGCAGCAGGCGCAACAGCUGCCACAGCAGACUGCGUCGCAGCCGGGCAAGACGUCGCUGAAUGCCGCCGGGGAAAACAGCAAACAGAGCAGCAUUGGUAAUGCGAACACCGCCAGCGGUACGAGCAAGCCCAAGGAUCCAUCGCGUAAUAGCGACAAACAGCAGGCGGGCGCACAGCCACAGCAGCAGCAGGCGCCGCAGCAACCACCGCAGCCACAGGCAGCGCAGCAAUUGCAGCAGCAGCAGCAAAUAGCUCCACUGCAGCAGCAGCCGAAAGCGCGCCGUAACAACAAAAACCGCAGCAGCAACAAUCACACGGAUCAGCAGGUCGGCUCGCAGCAGUACCAACAGCAGCAGCUGACGGAGAACAUCAAGAAGGAAGGUCUGGUGAAUGGCACGUCCUAGGCGGAGAAAGGGAAGAUACCGAACCACACAAAAGGCCGCAUCGCUCGAGUAAAUUAACGUUCGACACUAGGCUGUAUGCGCAGAGGGCAGAGGAAUAAAUAUUAAUGUUUAUAUCGUUAAAAGUCGCCGUUGCCCCUCAAUACCGAACAACUGCAACAACACCAAUACCAACAACUGAAACUGAAACAACCACAACAACAUCUACAGGCAACAUCAUCCGCAAAUAACAUGUUCGAGAAGAGAAACUAAAUGAGUAACUAAAAAAGGAAAUCAUAAAUUAAAUAUACAUGAGAUAUGUAAUAAUUGUAACAGCAUAUACUAACACCCACACACACACACACACACACACACACACGCCCACAACCACACCCACAGCCACUCUCAUUCACAUAUACAUACACACAAACACACACACACACAGUUCGAAUUAUACACAAAAGAAUUAUUAAAUAAAAUUCAUGGCUAGGCUUAUAAUUUAAAUUGAGAGUUAACCUUGCUUCGAUAACAAUCAAAAUGAAUGAAUGAAUGAACAAAAAUGAAUUAUAUUUAUGUACGAAUAUAAAACCAAUUCAAAAGCAAUUAUUAUCAUGCGAAACGAAUCGAGACAAAAGGAAAUUUAAAUAUGUAACUAAAACUUAAACCCUGUUCCAGGCAAUUAUCGUAGUUUUUCGCAAAAUGAAUGUCGGCGGAGAUGAGCCUCGCUUCCAAAGCGCCCCUCCCGUCAAACCCGAAGAGUUUCGAUUAUAAAUAUUGUAGUUAAAAAGGAGAAUCAUGUAAUUGAAAUAUUUUGUGUGUAUUUUGGUUAAACAAUUAUUUUAAGUUUGUUAGUUUUUUGUGUAUAAUUCGUGCGUGCAGACUCACUGAAUCGCCCAGCAGUUUUUUUCAUUUUUUAAAUAUCAUUAUUUUUGUAUUAUUAUUGUUUAGUUUACAAGUGUAAAAGCCACGACAAACAAAAGGGAAUCGGAGGCGAGUGCGCAGCGUUUUAUUGUUUCUUUUGUGCGUUACAACAUGGAAAAUCCUCUCUUAUUUGUAUAAUGUUGUAUUUAUUCACUAUUAUUAACACACCCACAAACACACACACCACUCACGAAUAUACACACAUACGUACAUACACUAGUGCACGCGCUCGCUCAUGCAAAGGAGCAUUCGGAGGGAACUGCAUUGAAUUUGAUUUUGUUUUAUGAAUAUGUAUACUUAUAAUUUAGUUGCCAAAACCUACAACGCGUAUACUAACUUAGUCCUCUAUUGAAUACUCUUAAAUUAUUUAAACACCAACCACAAAACAGCGCCGAACAUUGAACACAAUCCAAGCCCAUCAACACUAAAGUGGUAAACAUUUAGAUCAAACCAUAAUAUUGGGAGCGCCACUAAUUAUAAUUGAAAUUAGUUGAAGCAAAAGGAAAACAACCAGCAAAAAAAAAAAAAACAAAUUAAAAUAUGAAAAACAUACAAAAUGUAAAGCAAAAAAAAAACAUAAACCAGAAUGCAAACCCAUCUAAGAACAAGAAACAAAAAAAAACCGGCAACCAGAAGCAAAAACAGAAGAACGGAAAUGGAGUAGUUCCAUUUAUUCGAAGAACAGUGUCAAUAAUAUGUAAGAAAAUCAAAAAAAAAAAA
Drosophila pseudoobscura is the source of this 4202-nucleotide messenger RNA. RefSeq names its product synaptic functional regulator FMR1 (gene Fmr1). The transcript is spliced from 11 exons. NCBI's taxonomy places the organism in Eukaryota, Metazoa, Arthropoda, Insecta, Diptera, Drosophilidae. The record is from RefSeq and is a predicted model, not a curated record. The coding region runs from base 477 to 2585 and encodes 702 amino acids. Gene Ontology annotation, cellular component: membrane; neuronal ribonucleoprotein granule; dendritic spine. Gene Ontology annotation, molecular function: translation regulator activity; protein homodimerization activity; mRNA 3'-UTR binding. Gene Ontology annotation, biological process: regulation of dendritic spine development; positive regulation of translation; regulation of dendrite morphogenesis.